CGGAGCGGCCGCGGCCAUCCCCGGCUUGAGGGCAGGUGAAGCCUUUUCUUCCACAAUGGCAUCGAGGCUCGUUCCAAAAGUGAAUUCCAAGCAGGGAGGAUCUCCAUGCAAGGAGAAACACGUGCUUCUGCUCAGCCCCGUGGGAAAGAUCGAGAUCUCGGGGUGUGAAACAGGAGUACAUGAAAUAAAACUUCCCAAAAUGAGCGUGCUGCCAGCUGGCAGGGCGGAGUCCUCGGUGAGCUGCGAGGUGUGCGAGGGGGCAGAGGAGAUGCCCGAGCCCCUGCAGCAAUGCACAGCCUGGCUCCGAGCCUACUUCUGUGAGCCAGCCACCACAGCGAGCCUGCCCGUGCCAGCCUUCCACCACCCCCUGCUCCAGAGAGAUUCCUUCACCAGGCAGGUGCUGUGGACGCUGCUGAACGAUGUGAAGUUCGGGGAGGCUGUUUCCUACCAGCAGCUGGCACAUCUGGCUGGCAACAGCCGGGCAGCCAGAGCCGUGGGAGGAGCCAUGAGGAGCAACCCGAUUCCCAUCAUCAUCCCGUGCCACAGGGUGAUCCGUAGCAGUGGGGACAGUGGCAACUACGGUGGGGGACAGCUGCUGAAGGAGUGGCUGCUGUCCCACGAGAAGCUGCAGAAGGAGAAGCUGCAGAAGGAGAAGAAGGAGAAGGAGAAGCUGGCGUGUCCCUAACCAGCCACGGCACACAACCCCUGUACAGCUCCUUGGCUUUGUAGCAAAGCUCUCAGAGCACCCAGCAGAAUUCAGGGGGAAAAAAAAUGGUAAAUAUUUGAGUGACACAGAAAUAUAAUGCAGCAUCCAAAGUGAAAUGUGUGGUGGCACCACUAUAUUAAAGAAGCGGGAUGCGUCCUGGGGGAGGCAGCUCGGCUGCCCUUUCUUGUUUUUACAUUUUACAGCAGAAUGGCUACAGCGAUCCAAGCCUGUUGUGCAUGGAUUUUGUUCCCAUCUCCAGCCCUGUUUUGUUCUAUUUUUAAUGUCCAUUAAAGCAGGGAUAAGGGAGUGGGAGGGACGUGGCAAAUGCGAGGUGGAAGCUUCCCCCUGAGGAGGCGUCUGGCUCAGGGAGGAGUGGCCCAGCCUGGCACGCCGGGCUCUGCCCAGCUCCCCCUCCCCACUUUGGGGCAUCAAAUGGUGUUUUACCUGAACAGGAGGAGUGAGAUCUGUGUAAAAGGCUCCUGUCUUUUUGGACGGGGAGAUGGGAUUUUUUUUUUUUUUUUUUUUUCAAAUUGUAUAUUUUGGAUAAGCAGCUUGAUUAGCCAAAUUCGGCAAAAUGCUGAAAUCUCAUCAUAGUUCCUUCUUUAUCAGCAGCACAUUCUUUUAUAAUUUGAGUUUUCUUUCAGAUUUCUGCGUUUCUCUGUUAUCCAAAGCUUUAUUUCCUGUAGCCUCUCCGUUGGAAGGAUUCAAGAGACAUUAAAGCUAAAUUUUGAGGUGGUUUUAGCAGGGUUCUCUGCGAGUACGAGCCACCAGAAGCUGAAAUUUCCAGUAUGGGAAUCGUAAAUUGUAACAUGGAAAUACUGAUUUUUUUAUGUGUUUUAUCAUAUUUUCAUGGAUGUCUCUUUAGGAAAGGCCAUUGCUACCCCCCAAAAAUUAUUGUGUGGCAAUGCGUUAGUUAAUCCAGGAUUAUUGAUACCUCGGAAUUACUUCAAUAAAAAAACUGCUUUGCAUGUG
Molecule: messenger RNA, 1678 nt
Organism: Sturnus vulgaris (Common starling)
Lineage: Eukaryota; Metazoa; Chordata; Aves; Passeriformes; Sturnidae
Gene: MGMT
Product: O-6-methylguanine-DNA methyltransferase
Biological process (GO): DNA repair
Cellular component (GO): nucleoplasm
Molecular function (GO): methylated-DNA-[protein]-cysteine S-methyltransferase activity
Source: RefSeq, a predicted model, not a curated record